AUGGUUAAAACCAUAGCCUCUAAUACUAUGAAAUUUCAACAGAACACUGAGGCCAGCAAUCAAGAGAUGAAAGCAUGUAUGCAAAACUUGGAAAAUCAGAUGAGUCAAUUAGCCUCAAUUGUCAACCGACUAGACUCCCAGGGAAAGGGAAAACUUCCAUCCCAACUUGAGGUGAAUCCCAAGAAUGUAAGUGCAAUGACCCUCAAGAGUGGGAAAGAGGUUGAAGGACCAGCACCAGUGGCUCCGAAGGACAAGAAUGAGGACCGCAUUGAGAAGGAGCUUGAGGAAGAAGGAACGCCCGGCACAAAUAAAGAGAUAAUACGUAACCCAGUGGUUCCAGUUAAGCCUAACCCACCACCUUUUCCUAGCAGGUUGGAAAGGCCUAAAAAGCAAGACAAGGAAAAGGAAAUUCUGGAGAUGUUUAGAAAGAUGGAGAUAAAUAUCCCCUUACUUGACGCAAUUAAGCAAGUACCCCGGUAUGCCAAAUUUUUGAAGGACCUAUGCAUCAAUAGGAAGAAAUUGAGGGGAGAUGAAAGGAUAAUUGUGGGAGAGAACGUAUCCGCAGUGCUUCAAAGAAAACUUCCACCCAAGUGCGGAAACCCAAGUAUGUUCACUAUUCCUUGUAAAAUAGGGAACACUAGCAUUAGGAAUGCCAUGUUAGAUUUAGGAGUCUCUAUAAAUGUGAUGCUCAAGACUAUUUAUGCUUCUCUAAAUUUGGGUCCCUUAAAGGAAACUGGCAUUAUAAUUCAAUUGGCUGAUAGGACUAAUGCUUAUCCUAAUGGGGUGAUAGAAGAUGUGUUAGUACAAGUGAACAAUUUAGUGUUCCCUGCUAAUUUUUAUAUUCUUGAUAUGGGUGAUGAACGUUCUCCAAAUCCAUCACCAAUUUUGUUGGGGAGGCCCUUCUUGAGCACAGCUCGUACAAAAAUUGAUGUUAGUGAGGGUACCCUAAUGAUGGAAUUUGAUGGAGAAAUAGUUCAUUUCAGUAUAUUUGAGGCCAUGAAAUAUCCGUGUCAUUCUAAUGCUGUUUUUGCUGUGAGUAUAAUUGACCCUUUGGUGCAAGAAGUAUUUGAGAUUAAUGGCAGGGAUGAAUUGGAGGUAGCAAUCACCAAACAUUUGGAUCUGGAAGCAACCUGUGAAAUGGAGUUAGGCAUCAGUUUGCAAAGAAUGGUUGGAGCCUUGUAUUCACUAGGCCAAAGUCCUCUAAGAUAUGAUGUUGCUCCUAUAUUUGUGCCUGAACCACACCUAAAGCUAUUACCUUCUAUCGUGCAGGCACCUGAAGUGGAGUUGAAACCCCUGCCCGAGCAUUUAAAGUAUGCCUUUCUAGGUGAAAAAGAGACGUUACCGGUGAUAAUCUCAUCCAAAUUAUCACCCACGGAGGAGGAUAAGCUGCUACGGGUUUUAAAGGAGCAUAAGGAAGCUAUAGGGUGGACAAUUGCAGACAUCAAGGGUAUAAACCCGUCCGUGUGCAUGCAUCGAAUUCGCCUGGAAGAGGAUGCUAGGCCGAUAAGACAACCACAAAGGAGAUUGAACCCCAUCAUGAUGGAAGUGGUCAAGAAAGAGGUAAUCAAGCUUCUUAUUAUUUUCUCUAUCUCAGAUAACCCAUGGGUGAGUCCGGUCCAAGUGGUGCCAAAGAAAGCAGGGGUAACUGCGGAAGAAAAUCAUGAAGGGGACCUUGUUCCAAUUCGAAAGCCUACGGGUUGGCGCCAGUGCAUCGAUUAUCGUAAAUUGAACGCAGUGACCAAGAAGGAUCAUUUUUCCCUUCCAUUCAUCGAUCAAAUGGUUGAAAGGUUAGCUGGUCGUGCAUAUUAUUGUUUUUUAGAUGGUUUCUCUGGUUAUUUUCAGAUAGCAAUUGCGCCAGAGGAUCAAGAGAAAACAACUUUCACUUGCCCCUUUGGCACUUUUGCCUAUUGA
This is a messenger RNA of Coffea eugenioides, 1911 nucleotides long. RefSeq lists its product as uncharacterized. The coding region runs from base 1 to 1911 and encodes 636 amino acids. The transcript has a single exon. Lineage: Eukaryota; Viridiplantae; Streptophyta; Magnoliopsida; Gentianales; Rubiaceae. The record is from RefSeq and is a predicted model, not a curated record.